Molecule: messenger RNA, 1569 nt
Organism: Talaromyces rugulosus
Lineage: Eukaryota; Fungi; Ascomycota; Eurotiomycetes; Eurotiales; Trichocomaceae
Exons: 2
Coding region: 1-1569 (522 amino acids)
Biological process (GO): transmembrane transport; carbohydrate transport
Cellular component (GO): membrane
Molecular function (GO): carbohydrate:proton symporter activity
Source: RefSeq, a predicted model, not a curated record
AUGUAUCCAAUCAAAAAUCUCCGCGUGUACGUGCUCGCCACCGUUGCCUACACGGGUUCGUUCCUAUUCGGAUAUGAUACAGGUGUAAUGGGUAGCGUGUUGAACCUUGAGAGUUUUAAGGCUGAUUUUGGACUUCUAAGUGGAAGCACUGGGUUUUCAGACCCCAAGAAUGCUCAAGUCUCAUCAAACGUUGUUUCACUUCUCACUGCAGGAUGUUUUUUCGGCGCUAUCCUCGGCUCCAUCUUAAACGAAAAGUAUGGUCGUCGGUAUUCCAUCAUGGGAUUCUUGUUGAUCUUCCUUGUUGGUGCUUCUGUCCAAACCGCCGCUCACAACGAGCUAUCUUAUAUGUACUCCGGACGAGUCAUUGCAGGUUUUGGAAUCGGAGGCAUGUCAUCUAUUACUCCAGUAUUUGUAUCCGAGAGCUGCCCACCGGGGAUCCGUGGUCGAAUUUCUGGACUCUUCCAGGAGUUCCUCGUCAUUGGGGUUACCAUUGCAUACUGGCUUUGCUACGGUGUGUCAGAAACCAUCGCUCCUACAACCAAACAGUGGCGCAUCCCCAUUGGAUUCCAACUUGUGCCAGGUGGCCUCAUGAUGGUUGGCAUGUGCUUUUUGACCGAAUCGCCCCGUUGGCUAGUCAAAGAAAACCGACUCGCAGAAGCGAUAGAAUCCCUCGCAUACAUGCGCGCAGAGCCAAUCACAAGCCUCACAGUCCAGGCCGAGAUAGCGGAAAUCAAAACAGCCGUUGAACACGAAGUCGAAUCAACACAGGGACUUACGUGGCGAGAACUAUUGCAACCUGGAAACCGUCUUCGCUUUCUCAACUGUUUUUUUAUUAUGUUUUGGCAGCAGUGGACUGGCACUAACAGCAUCGGAUACUAUGCUCCCCAAUUGUUCGAGACAGUUGGAGUGUCAGGAGGCAACACCAGUUUAUUCACCACGGGCAUCUAUGGAAUUGUGAAGGUAAUAGCCACCGGUGUUUUCCUCCUCGCUGGUAUCGACAAGAUUGGUCGUCGGUGGUCUCUCAUUGCCGGAGCUGUUUGGAUGUGCUCAAUGAUGUUCAUACUCGGUGCUCUCUUGGCGUCAUAUCCCCCUGACCCUGAUGGUAGUGGUGGCAUUUCUUCUGCAUCUAUCGCCAUGAUUGUCAUGAUUUAUCUCUAUGUCAUUGGUUACUCCGCAUCGUGGGGACCGAUUCCAUGGGUUUACAUCUCUGAAAUUUUCCCUACUCGUAUUCGUGCAUACGGUGUUGGCUGGGGAUCCGCAACGCAAUGGCUUUUCAACUUUGUGGUGACUUAUAUAACUCCCUCAGCCAUCGGUAAUAUUGGCUGGCACACAUUCAUCAUGUUUGGUGUCUUUUGUGCUGCCAUGGCUGUGUGGGUUUUCGUCGCGGUCAGAGAAACGAAAGGCCGAUCUCUUGAGGAGAUGGGAGUCCUGUUUGAGAAGUUCCAUGCCUUUGGCAGUCUGCGGGAUAUUGAAGCAACAAAUGCAACGAAAGUUUGCCUCGAUGGUGCUGAUACCUCGGAUCAUAAGGAGGUACAGGCCACUGGAAUAGAGAAUCGUACGACAAGAUAG